Corythoichthys intestinalis (scribbled pipefish) is the source of this 4403-nucleotide messenger RNA. RefSeq names its product SLAIN motif family, member 1a (gene slain1a). Gene Ontology annotation, cellular component: microtubule plus-end. The coding region runs from base 392 to 2293 and encodes 633 amino acids. Lineage: Eukaryota; Metazoa; Chordata; Actinopteri; Syngnathiformes; Syngnathidae. The transcript has 9 exons. Gene Ontology annotation, biological process: cytoplasmic microtubule organization; positive regulation of microtubule polymerization; microtubule nucleation. The record is from RefSeq and is a predicted model, not a curated record.
AAAUUUCACAAAAUCCUCGUUUUCCGGUCCUUUUGGUGUGAACUUGGGCGGCACGCCGGAGAAACUCCAUUGGAGAAAGAAAAAAAAGGAAUAUGAUUGAUGGUAUCUUUUGCUUUACAAGCAAUUUCAAAGCAACCAUCAAUAAUAAAACAGUGAGAGACUUCCUGGCCAUGUGGCGUCCAGGAAGCCGCUGGCCAAUCAGGAUGCAGCUUGGAAGUCAUGCCAGCAUCAGCAUCCUCCGCGCAUGUGUGCGUGUGUGAGUGUUCAUGCGAGUGUGUGUUGCAUGUUUAAACAGCGGACGUGGGCCGCCUCCAUCCGAAUUCGAGCAGAACUCUUCGGACGAAAUCUUGACGCCAACGAGGCCGCCUCUCCAUGUGCUCGUCGGUAGCAAAUGGACGCCGAGGUGCUACUGGGCCCCCCCGUGAUGGCGGACGUGAACGGCAACAAUAAGCUGGCUAACGCCGAGCUGGAGGUGCUCAAGCUGCAGGAGCUGGUCCGCAAGCUGGAGAAGCAAAACGAGCAGCUGCGGAGCAGGGCUAACGCGGUAAACAAUUGCCCCGUCGCCUCCCGACAUCAGCACCUCCUCCUCCAGAGCGGGACCCCGGCCGCUUGUCUGCCCGCGGCCAGGGAGCCUUUCCCGGUUAAGUGUGAGAGCCAAUCCCCCCGGGAGCCCUUCGCCUAUUUUCAGCCUAGCUCGUCGUCGUCUUCUCCCGACGCCGCCGAGGAGGAGGUGCAAGACGGCGUGGAGGAGGAGAAUGGAGCCUCGACGGUUCUGGAUGAGGUUGACAUUUUGGACCUUAACACCGUGUUCUCAGACUCCGAACCGGAUAGCUGGCUUUACGUGAGCUCCAAAUCCAAGCCGGGCAGCGACAAAGUUGGCAUCAGUCCUCUCCAGUGGUGCAGGCAGGUCCUGGACCACCCGGGACCAGAAGUAGAGCUGGCAAAGAUGACGCUGUGCCACAGAUUGGACCAAGCCAAGCGGUGGCGCGGAACCUCCCCCGUCCGACCGUACAGCUGCAUAGACGGACUGUCCACCCUCAGCUGCCCUAUCCUGCCUUACUCCAAACCUGCUGCAAUAACCGACACCACAGCUCUGCCGCCGGUGCCGUCCAGUCCCGCCUUCCCCCUCCGACCCAGCCUCAGCCUGGACAGAGCCCCCAGCUUCCUGUCGAACUCCGGUCUGCACAGUAUUAGCCGUCGGCAUGCUGCCAUCAGCCCCCAGUCUUCCCUGGACAGCGAAGCAGGCAUUUCCGAGCUUGAUGAUGACUCCAUUACCAUGGGAUACAAACUGCAGGACAUGACAGACGUGGAGGUCAUGGCUCGUCUUCAGGAGGAGAGUCUGCGUCAGGACUAUGCGUCUACCUCAGCGACGGUCAGUCGACGCUGCUCCAGCUUCUCCCUGAACUCGCUCCGACGCAGCAACAUUGACCUUGAGGAGGACGAUGAGGACGACGAGGACGAGGGCUACGACCAGCUCCCUCCUCCGCAGCCUCGACUCUUCCGUACGGGAUCGGUGCAGCGGGGUAGCCUGCCCCACUCUCACACCUUCUCCAGCUUCCGGGACUGCAGACGCAGCUCCAACGCCUCGACAUUCUCUCUCGGGGCGUUGGCGCCAUACGCAGGGGUUGCUAGCCUUAGCGAAGAAACCCAAGCGUCGUCGUAUAGGAACAGCGCAGACAUGAAACUGCGGCGAAGCAUGCCCAACCUGAUGCGCGCCCCCAGCAUGCCGAGUGUUCCUAGUAUCCCGAGCGUUCCCAGUAUGCAAUGCCUGACGUCCCCCGUCACCCCGGCGUCCCACGGCCCUUCAUCCCUGCCGACCAUGUCUUCCCUACGCAGCAGUCUCAGCUUUGACUCGUCCAGCAGCCUCGCACGCCUCCAGUCCUCCAUUCCUUCUCCUGGCCAGCUGAGUCAGCGUGUCCAGAGCAUCGGCAACUUCCCCACAGCCCCUCGUCACCCCCUCAAAGCCACCGCCUACGUCAGCCCCACUGUCCUGCAGGGCCCCUCCACCUUGUCCGCCUCCACCAGUCUGCACUCCGUCCCCGGCAGCACGGCGCUGCCUCAACCCCUCAAGCCUGCCGUCAGUUCGGUACCGCAGCCUCUAAAGACCCCGACCGUCGGCCAGUCCGCCGUACCCCGCAGCUCCCUCCCUCGCCCCGCCUCUUUUGUGGGCCUCGGCGGGGCGCUGCGCUCAAACAAAAUGACACAGUCCACGCGGAGUUUGCUGACACCCCCAAAGAGCCUCGCCUCCCUAAGCACCUUGAGGGACGCCAGCUGGAAAGACGGCUGCUAUUAACCUUUACGCAGGUAACCAUGAGGACGCUAAUGCUAAUAAACAGGGUCAUGCUGCAUUUAACGGCAUUUAUUAAGCUGCCACCCGAGAAGGAACGACUGUUUUAUUCUUUUCUAAGGGAUCGUGUAAACGGAUCCAGCAGGCUGGAUCGUUGUAAGAAAACAGAGGUGGGAAAUCUGCUGCCUGAGGGCCAGAUUUGGCCCGCCAAAGCAUUUGAGCAGGACCAAAAAAAAAAGCAAAUCAAACCUUUAGAGCAGUACUUCUCAAAUUGGCGGUACUAGAAUAAAGUGUAAUUGCAACUCAGUGUGACUAAUUUUCAGAGUGUGCGCAGUAUUUUUGAACCAAACAAGAGCACACAGCAAAGAGCGCUAGAGAUAUGAGGAGCUACUAUGAGGAAAUAUGACAAAGCGUAUGUGGCUUUUGGCUUUGACUGUUAAUACAGUGGGAGACAAGGAAAGACCAGGCGGUAACACUUUAUAAUAACUAUCCGUUUUACUAGUUAAUAAAUCAUUUGUAAACUGUUGAUAAAUGAUUUAUUGUUGAUUUGUGAAGUAUUCGUUAACAGUUUGUUAAGCAUAUACAGGGUGUUCUUAACCUGAAACACAGUUUGUGUAGAAACGUUUUUGUGUGUAACAUUUGGCAUUUCUAUCUUUUCAGGUUAAUAAAUGCUGUUCACUUCAAAAGAAAAGGCAUUUUCAUAAGGCAUUUUGCAGGCAGCGCUCAUGUUGCACAUUUAUGAAAAUCUGCCCUAGAACAAACAGUAUUUGUACUUUUCUUUGUAUAUUUAACCAAUAAAACUUAUGACCUUCAACAUAAAGUGUAUAUAGUUUUAUCAAGAUUCAUCAACUAGCAUGGGCAUUUAGAAUGGGGUCAACCAUGUUGGAACACCCUGUAAAUGCUUAACAAACUGUUAACAAAUACUUCACAAAUCAACAAUAAAUCGUUUAUCAACAGUUUACUAAUAAUCUAUUAACUAGUAAAACGGAUAGUUAUUAUAAAUUGUUACCUACCAGUCUGUUUACUGUGUCUAAAGAUGUUUGCAGCGGACAGCAGGAAGCCAAAUCAGUUAAGAUGUCACUUAAUGACAUGAGACCUCAAUUACAUUGAUAAGCCGCUUGAUUUUUUUUUCCGUGAAAACAUGCCGAAUAUUGCCAAAAACCACCCCGCUUUGUCAGUGUUACAUCAGUAAACCAGCGAGCACUGUUAGCAUCAUAUAAGGUGGCAUACCAAGUUGCCUAGUGCAAAAUAACGCCACACCAUAGCAAAGGAGCUACUACUGCCUGCAGCAAAAAUAAAAAGUGCCCCUCUGUCCAAUCCAAUUUGUUUUUGUCGAUUAAUUUUUGUUUUUUUGGUCAAAUUGUUUGGCAUAUUAAGAGAAAAUAAUAGAGAAGUACUGCCUUAGAGGAAGCUGAAAAAAAUUCCCCUUAUCUCCUAAUAUCUAAUAAUAAUUUGUUGCAUCGUAUUUUCUCAUAUAUUGAGUAAGGACUUUAUAAAAAAAAUAACAAAUAAAUGAAGGUUCCCCACCCCUGUUGUAGAGAAUUGCAAUAUUUCACUAACCAGUUGUUAAAUGUGAACUCUUUACUAAGUGUGUGUUGAUUGCUCAUCUGCAAGCUGGAAAAAUAAAGCUUUUGUACAUGCUUUUUUCAAGUAUCUAAAAAACUUAUGUCACUGUGGUGUAAAUUAAAAAAAAAAAAAAAUGUUUUGCUACAUUCUGUGCCUGUUUGGAAGUGGUGUCACAUUCAUCAUAUUCAUAUCACUGGUAUUUACUGGCCUCAUUUUGCAGCACUUUUAUGGAACCUACUGUAUGUGAAUAACAUUUUGAAAGUUUUGCGUUGCUUAAAUGAUGACUGUUCUUUGAUGUGAAUUUUUUGGUGUUUUUAUUCUUUUUUUUUUUUUUUUUUUAAGAUACUGUACUUCCAUUAAUGUGACCACCGCAAGGAUAUUGCACAUCAUCGCUGAUGAGUUUUACCAUAUGUAUGAUGAGUUUAAUGAGACGGUAAAUUUUUAAAGUCAAAUAAAAAUGUUUUGAAAAUAACUAUUUUUUCUUUUUUUUUUUGUUUUGCUUUCCACAAAAAAAAUAUUUGCUUAAAUUUUUUUUAACACUAAUUUUUAG